AUGACUAACGCAACGCGACGCCGUAAAGCACUCGGCAUGAGCAGUAUCGCGGUGGCAAUCCUGCUGUCGGCGUGUACGACGACGGAGAACGGGAAAGUGAUGGAAGCCAACUCGAAUCUGACCCUCAUGCAGGCACAGGCCAAGGUGAUCGAAUACAUGACGGACACGAUCACGGUACUGCCGCCGGGCGCCUACUUGACGCGGUAUUCCGAACUGAACCAGAAGGUCACCCUCGAUCCGGGUGGCACCGUCCCGUGCAAUGACAGCAAUCUGUCGAAGGACACAUCCGUGGACUACGGCGUGACGUACUUCCUCACCUCAACUGAAACCGCCGACAUCCCAGGUUUCGGUGAUCCGAUUCGCAAUCUGUGGACUGAGCGCGGCUGGAAGUUUCGAACGUACGACUCGCUGGGGACUCGACGAGCACCGAGACAAUCUUGCCGGAUGGAUAUCGAAUGGUUCUGGAGGAAACGCGCCCGUGCAGAUCGAUCAACCUUGACCGGGCCCGCGUCCUCGUUUCCCGAGUUGACUGUCCUCGCUCGCCAAGUCGACGCCGAGGUCGGGAACGUUCGCGCCCGCGCAGAUGCUGGAGGUGGUGCAGUCAGCGUCGAGGUUGACGCGUACGGCGCGAUCACUGACUUGCAACUCACCGAGAGCGGUCUCCGGGCCGGCGCGGCUGCGCUCUCCGCCUCGAUCGCAGCGGCCCACCGAACCGCCUGCGUCAGCAGCGUCUGCCGCGCAAGAACUACGCGCCCCACUCCUCCUGGACGCGUUCGAUCAGGCGCCGGCCGCACUCAACCUCACGUGGUGAAACGAGCCGACCGCGCGUCGGUCGACGACGACCCACCCUUCGACGGCGGUUCGUUCAUGCGACGUGCC
Molecule: messenger RNA, 879 nt
Organism: Mesorhabditis spiculigera
Lineage: Eukaryota; Metazoa; Nematoda; Chromadorea; Rhabditida; Rhabditidae
Source: the annotation of a GenBank genome assembly